Messenger RNA from Suhomyces tanzawaensis NRRL Y-17324, 3065 nucleotides. RefSeq names its product Sgd1p (gene SGD1). The transcript has a single exon. The record is from RefSeq and is a predicted model, not a curated record. Gene Ontology annotation, cellular component: nucleolus. Gene Ontology annotation, biological process: ribosomal small subunit biogenesis. NCBI's taxonomy places the organism in Eukaryota, Fungi, Ascomycota, Pichiomycetes, Serinales, Debaryomycetaceae. The coding region runs from base 30 to 2945 and encodes 971 amino acids. Gene Ontology annotation, molecular function: protein binding; RNA binding.
CUCAAGUGCAAUCCACCACCACCAAGCCGAUGCCUAGAGACAAGACCAGAAACGCCGAGGAAGAACGAGAAAUCAGGUUGCCUGGCCUGCUUUUGGACAAAAUUAAGCAGAAGGAGGACAGCGGAGAGUACGACGAGGACUCCUCCAGAUUCACCCAGUUCGAGAACAAGAAGAGAAAGGGCCAGCCAGUCUCGAGAAAGGAGAAGAGACAGCAGGAGAGACAGCUCAAAAAGCAAAAGAGAAUAUCCAGCAAGACUUCGAGGAAACACGAUGAGACUGCCAGCAACAAGACCCACAAGCAAACACCAGCCAAGAAAGAGGUCAAGAGUAUCUUGAAGAAACCCACCCAGCCUGAAGAAGACCCCAUGGCUGCGUUGGCGGCGUUGAAGGCCAAAAAAGCCAAAAAGUCCCAAGAUGAAGAUCCAAUGGCCGCAUUAGCAGCCUUAAAGGCCAAGAAGGCAUCCAAAUCAAACGAAGAUGACCCCAUGGCUGCAUUGGCAGCCUUGAAGGCUAAGAAAUUGGCUAAGGAUGAUCCUUUGGCUGCUUUGGCCGCCUUGAAAGCUAAUAAGAAAAAGAAUAAAGUCGAGGAAUUCAGAGUGGUCAAAGAAGAUGACUUGGAUGAUGAAGAUUUCGACGAAGAGGAUUUUGGAGAGGAAGAUGAUGAUCUUGACGAAGACCUUGAAGGUUUUGAAGAUCUUGAUGAAGAGGGCGAUGAAGAUGAAGAAAAUGAGGACCAAGACGGCUCUGAUUUUGACGGGUUUGAGCUGGAAGAAGACAUCUCUGAACUCGAAGUCGAGGAGGAUCCGUUAGCAAAAUUGAAAGCAAUAAAGGAGGCCAAAAAAGCCGGCGAAGCCAAGAAGGAAAAGGAAUCCAAAAAAUCCAAAAAAGAUACUAACGCAUCAGAAGCCACUGUCUUGACAUCCCAAGACCGUGCUCUUUUCGAAAAAGAUGAUGAAGAUAUCGAAUAUUAUGCCAAAAAGUUGGGUAUUAAAAACGGUAAAAAGGGAAAGCUUUCUAAGCAAGACGAUGAUGAUGAUAUUGGAGGAUUGCUCGAUGGGCUUGACUUGGACUUUGGUGAUGGCUUUGAAGAAGGUGAUGAAGAUGAAGACGAAAGCGAGGAGUACAGUGACGUCAGUGGAGAAGACUCUGACUCCGAAGAGAGUAAACCCAAGAAAGAAAAUCCAUUCGUUGCACCCACCCAAUCUGAUGAUUCCGAAGGCUCAGAGGAUGAAGAUUCUCAAAAAGAAUCAAAAUACAUCCCUCCAGCAUUACGUCGUAAAAUGGCAUUGGAGAAUGAUACCUCCGAGGAAAUACUCAACUUACGGAAGGCAAUCAAGGGUCCAUUGAAUAGAUUGUCAGAGGCCAACAUCAACACCAUUACCAAUGAAAUUAAUGGUUUGUACUUGACUUACGCGAGACACUCAGUGAACGAGCAAUUGACUAAUUUGAUAUUGGACAGCAUUAUCCAACAAGGGAGAUUAUUGGACACUUUUGUCUACUUGCAUGCAACCUUGGUGGCAGCCAUUUAUAGAUUACAAGGAGUUGAAUUUGGUGCUUAUUUUAUACAGACUUUACUUGAGAAAUUUGAGAGCUGGUACAAGGACUCUACUAAAACCAAAGAAGCAUCUAAUUUGAUUUCGUUGUUAUCUUCUGUCUAUUUAUUCUCGAUAGUUGGCUCGAAGUUGUUGUAUGAUAUCAUCAAGUUGCUCAUUUCCGACUUGAAUGAAAUUAACGCAGAACUUUUGUUGAGAUUAAUCAGAAGUGCUGGUAAUCAAAUGAGAUCUGACGACCCAAGCUCCCUUAAGGAGAUCGUGCUAUUGACCAACCAAGUCGCCACCACCUUGACAAAAGACAAAUUGAAUCCAAGAACCCAAUAUUUGAUUGAAACCAUCACUUCCUUGAAAAACAACAAGCUCAAGGUUAAUAACGAAGCCAACCACCAAUUAUCAAUUCGUCUUAAAAAGUUCUUGGGGUCUAUCAACAACAACAAGUUCAAUGAUCCCAUUCAAGUGAGUCUUGAUGAUAUUCACAAUAUAGAAACUAGAGGUAAGUGGUGGUUAGUCGGUUCUGCCUGGAAAGGAGUCGAAAAAGAAGAACCUACGGUAAAUGUUGAAGCUGUCAAUGACAUCUUGGACAAUGCUGAGCCUAACUGGAUGGAGUUGGCUAGAUCUCAAAGAAUGAACACUAAUAUCAGAAGAGCUAUCUUCAUCUCCAUCAUGUCCGCGAACGAUUAUAUUGAUGCUGUGACCAAACUUGACAAGCUCAACUUGAAAAGAUCACAAGAAAGAGAAAUUCCAAGAGUUUUAAUCCAUUGCACUGGCGUGGAACCAGCUUGGAACCCAUACUAUGGUAUUUUGGCAAACAAAUUAUGUGAAAACCAUUCUAAUAGGAAGACUUUCCAGUUCAUGAUGUGGGAUAUCAUCAAGGAGUUUGAAGGUUCUACUGGGGAUGAUUCUGAAGGGGAAGAGGAUGACUUCUUGGGUUUUGAUAAUGAAGAUGAUGAGACUAAACUUAAAAGAAUCCUUAACUUAGGAAGAUUUUUUGGCUUCUUAUUGUCCGAGGGUGCUUUGCCAUUGCACAUUUUGCGAACUGUGAAUUUUGUCACUGCAAGCAGUAACACUGUCUUGUUCUUGGAAGUUUUAUUCUUCUCAUUCUUGGAUCAAAUUGGUAAAAAAUCUCAACUCAAUUCUGUUGGUGCUGGGUUGGGUAAGAAACUGAUGAAGAUGUCUGAACUAAGAUUCGACGACAAGUUACUUAUUGAAAGGACCUUAAAAGCUCAAGAACAACCCACGUUAUUGAGAGGUAUUGAAUUCUUUUUGACAGACAAGGUAGCAAAGAGUGACUUGAUUACUGGGAGAAAACAGAGGAAGAGAAUUGAAUGGGGUGUCGAAGCAUGGAGCGUGAUCAUUGAGGAGUUCCUCAGAGGAAAAGAAGAUUAUGAUUAAUUAAAUUGUGGUCUUAUUGGACAUGACUAACGAAAUUAUGGUCUAUUAGCUUUGCUAUUCAAGGAUAUGAAUACGGUUCUAUUUAUAGUUAUAUACAAGAUUAAGUUAUAGAAAUAGACA